This is a messenger RNA of Gossypium raimondii (Peruvian cotton), 1533 nucleotides long. Its product is annotated as 2-methylene-furan-3-one reductase. The transcript is spliced from 4 exons. The record is from RefSeq and is a predicted model, not a curated record. Gene Ontology annotation, molecular function: zinc ion binding; oxidoreductase activity, acting on the CH-CH group of donors, NAD or NADP as acceptor. NCBI's taxonomy places the organism in Eukaryota, Viridiplantae, Streptophyta, Magnoliopsida, Malvales, Malvaceae. The coding region runs from base 56 to 1213 and encodes 385 amino acids.
AAAACAUAGAAAUAGGAAAACGAGAUAAGGCAUUGGCUCUGACACAAAAAGAAAAAUGAAAGCCACACUUCCCACACCCCAUCUCCGGUCUUUCCCUUCUCCAACCCCACUUUCUUUCAAACUCUCCUUCGCAUUCCCUGAAACCAGAAGGAAAUCACUAAGCAUCAGCUCUACUCCGAAGGGAACACCAUCUCCUUCUUUGGCUUACGUGCCACUGAGGGUGACUGCCAGUUCUCAAGCCGCUUCUGCACCUACUGUCAAUUUGACGGCAAUUCCCACCGAAAUGAAGGCUUGGGUGUACGGGGAAUAUGGAGGUGAUGAUGUGUUGAAGUUGGAUGAGAAAGUGAGCGUUCCAGAAGUGAAGGAAGAUGAGGUUUUGAUAAAAGUGGUUGCUGCUGCCCUUAACCCCGUUGAUGCCAAGCGAAGGCAGGGCAAGUUUAAGGCUACCGAUUCUCCUCUUCCGACUGUUCCAGGCUAUGAUGUAGCUGGUGUGGUGGUGAAAGUUGGAAGUCAAGUGAAGGAGCUAAAGGAAGGAGAUGAAGUGUAUGGAAACAUAAAUGAGAAAGCAUUAGAAGGGCCGAGACAGUUCGGUUCCCUUGCUCAGUACACUGCUGUUGAAGAGAAGCUGUUGGCUUUAAAGCCCAAGAAUCUAGAUUUUGCCCAAGCUGCUGGUCUUCCUCUUGCUAUCGAAACCGCCUACGAAGGUCUUGAACGGACCGGCUUUUCAUCCGGGAAAUCCAUCCUUGUUUUGAAUGGUUCUGGUGGUGUUGGAAGCUUAGUUAUUCAGUUAGCAAAACAAGUAUUCGCUGCUUCAAAAGUUGCAGCCACUUCCAGUACUGGAAAACUAGAGUUACUGAAGAGCUUAGGUGCCGAUUUGGCUAUUGAUUACACAAAGGAGAACUUUGAAGAUUUGCCAGAAAAAUUCGAUGUAGUCUUUGAUGCCAUUGGACAAUGUGAUAGGGCAGUGAAGGCAGUGAAAGAAGGCGGCAGCGUCGUGGCCUUAACCGGUGCUGUCACACCGCCCGGUUUUAGGUUUGUUGUUACUUCUAAGGGAGAGGUUCUCAAGAAGCUAAAUCCGUAUUUAGAGAGUGGGAAAGUGAAACCGGUUGUUGAUCCCCGGGGACCAUUCCCAUUUACUCAAGUUGACGAGGCUUUCUCAUACAUUGAAACAAAUCGAGCAACCGGAAAGGUAGUUAUACACCCAAUUCCAUAACUCAGGUAGAACAGAGAAAGGGAAACAGCCAUUUUCUAUUGCAAGCUGCAAACCCCUAACUAGUUUUAGAACCAAAACGCCAAUGUAUAUGAAAGAAUGCGAUGUUAUCAAGAGAAUCACAAGCUACUUUUCGUAUGUCUUCUUCCGUAAAUUUGUUGUUAUGAUUGAAGAAUGAAGUCUAGUAAGGCUUCAUUUCUAUAUCCAAAUAAAAUGUGACAAUGCAUGCAAAUGGAGGAAGGCCUUUGGUUUUGAUAUAAAAUAAAAUGCCUUCAUGAACUUAGCCGGUCGGUAAAAGUGUACUAUGGAGGUUGUUGCGUUAA